Messenger RNA from Chenopodium quinoa (quinoa), 2180 nucleotides. RefSeq names its product zinc finger CCCH domain-containing protein 17-like. Gene Ontology annotation, molecular function: metal ion binding. The record is from RefSeq and is a predicted model, not a curated record. NCBI's taxonomy places the organism in Eukaryota, Viridiplantae, Streptophyta, Magnoliopsida, Caryophyllales, Amaranthaceae. The coding region runs from base 219 to 1742 and encodes 507 amino acids. The transcript is spliced from 3 exons.
GAGUACUAGUAAAGCCCAAAGCCCCAAACCCAAAUUUCAUUUUGAUAAACAAUAAAAACCUCCACAUUUCUCUCUUUUUCUGCGCAAAUGCUUUGAAUGAUUUGUUUCGAUCAAAUUCCAUGAAAUUCGUCUCUUUCUCCAUUCUCACUCCUCACUAGCCACGCCAAAAUAGCUUCAUCGAAGAGAGAGAAAAUCAAGAAAAGCUUGAAUCUGCAACAAUGGAGGACGAAUUGUUGAAGCGUAACACUGACUGUGUCUAUUUCUUGGCCUCUCCUUUCACAUGCAAGAAGGGUGUAGAGUGUGAGUAUCGGCAUAGUGAAAUGGCGAGGUUGAACCCACGGGAUUGCUGGUAUUGGAUGUCUGGAAAUUGCCUAAAUCCGACUUGUGCAUUUCGCCAUCCGCCCUUGGAAUCACAUAAUGUAGCACCAACUGAUGCUGCUCCACCUUUGCUGAAUCAGUCUUCUGUGUCUGCUACAAAGACGACAGUCCCGUGCUAUUAUUACUACAAUGGGUUUUGCAACAAAGGUGACCGAUGCCCAUUUCUGCAUGAACCUGGUGGGGCACUUGGUUUGAAUACAAAGAUGGCUAUUGCAGUUGAUGCAGCAGUGCAUCCUUUGGACAGUAAGACAUCUGGAAGAGCUGAAUCAGAGCUUAAACCUGCUGAAAAAUAUUUAAUUCCAUCAGAAAUGACAACAACGAGUGCCAGUCGAUUGCAGAAUGAGCAGAAACAGCAGCCUCAACACUAUGAUACUGCUAUUAUACCAGAACUAAGUACUGUAUCCAAACAAACUUAUAUUCCUGAACGUGAAGGGACAGUUGCUGUCAAAACAGGGACUUUGCAGCAUGUAGAACGCUCAAAUAAAAGUGAGUUUGAGCCUAGCUUGGAAUCUGACCAAAGUUCAGAGGAUCAAAUUGAUGGAAACAUUGUGCGAGAUGAGUGGUGUGAAUCAUCCCCUGGUUUCGAUGUUCUUGUGGAAGGAGAGACUGAAGAUAUGGUUUAUGAGGAUGACCCAGAGGAUAUGCGCUCCAUUGAUGGGAAUGAUGGAGGCAAUGAGCACCUAUUUUUGCCUCAUGGCUAUGCUCAUCAGGCUGAGUAUGAUGAAAAAGAGUACUUUGAUAAUGGUCUUUAUGAGCCUUCUGAAUAUAUUAAUGAUGAGCUGAGAACUGAUCUUCUUGAAUUCCCCUCUAGACACACACAGGAUAGAGGAGCAAGACGCACUGUGGCACGCAAGAGAAAUAUUUUGUGUGUGGAAACCCCAGUUGGUGGCCGCCAUGAUGUGGAUCUUCGAGACUAUUUGAGGAAACAGAGGAUGGUUGAUGGUUAUCUGGAGACACAUGACUUGAGGCAUGUAAGAGAUGGCAGGCAAGAGAAGCUUCAAAGGCAUGCUUCAAAUCAACGAGUACAUGGUCGACUAGCAUCUAAGGUGGAAAGACCUGGUGUUAGAUUGUCUAGGAGAAGGAAUUCUGCAGUUGAUGCAGAACAGCGAGGCAGAUCUAGGAAUUCACAACAUAAUGGCAACAGGCAGUAUAAUGGGAUGAGGUCACGGCAGUCUUUGUCCGAACGAAGGACAUACUCAAAGAGAGAGAGGUAUGCUCAAGAGUCCACAGUAUAUGAGUCCAAGAACCAUGAUGCUGUCAAAGUAGACAGAAAUGAGGGUCAUUUACACAAAAAUGGAUCUGCAGACUUUGAAGGUCCCAAACCUUUGAGCGAAAUCCUCAAAGACAAGAAGAAAAUGGCAUGAGCAGUAGCAUUUGACCUUUUCUGUUUAUGACAGGUGAGCUUACUGAUUUGAAGGUUCUGCUUUGAUGGCGUGGCUGCAAUCUACAAUAUCAAGAUAUUUUUUUUCUUAUUUUUUUCUUGUUUGCUAUAUUCUAGUCAAGUCUUGGCAAAUUACUUGCACUUCCUUUUUUGUUUUUAAAUUUUUUGGGGAUCUGGGGGUGUUUGUGGUUGCCUGUAAUGGCAGCAUUUUUUUCCGCCUCUUUAUUCAAUACGUUAAGAUUUCGGAAUUCCUUUUAUUCCACUUAGAUACUUGACCAGCUUGGCGGUCUCAUUGAAUCAUUGUGGGGCUGUAUGGUUUGCUUAUAAGGUACAACCCUGUAAAUAAGCUUAUGAUGAGUUUUUAGUAGCACAUUAAUGAAAUAGAGGAAGUAAUCGGUCGUUGAUUGUUUUAACAAGGUUA